Messenger RNA from Cynara cardunculus var. scolymus (artichoke), 3595 nucleotides. RefSeq names its product pentatricopeptide repeat-containing protein At5g13270, chloroplastic. Gene Ontology annotation, biological process: RNA modification. Gene Ontology annotation, molecular function: protein binding; zinc ion binding; RNA binding. The record is from RefSeq and is a predicted model, not a curated record. The transcript has 7 exons. The coding region runs from base 766 to 3063 and encodes 765 amino acids. Lineage: Eukaryota; Viridiplantae; Streptophyta; Magnoliopsida; Asterales; Asteraceae.
CUGAUCUGAAUGAUUCCAAAGGCUCUGUACCAUUUAGUGUCCUGCAGAUAUCCAUAUCAUUCAGAGCGAUAUCAAUCUCGGUUCACUCCUGGUCGCUACUACUCUCGUCUCUCUACUGAUCAAUCUAACAGGUUCUCAGAUACCGUUCCUUUUCCUUCAAUUUGAACUUGCCUAUCCUCUCCCAAGCAAACUUGACGAGCUUGCUCCCCAUGAACUUGAAAGGCCUGCUCAUCUUCUUUACAACAUUUCUGCUUAUUCUAGUCUCAUGUGUUUGGAGAGACCCCAUGAGUUCAUCAACCGAGUAAGUGGAUAGAUCUUUGGGUUCCUCUAUGGCUUCGACAACGUGAUCAAACUUGGCUGACAGACUCCUUAGAAUCUUUGCAAUAACAAUGUCAUCUGCCACUUUAUCACUAUAUGCUCUCAUUUGGCUAACGAUGCCUGAAAUUCAAGCAAGAUAGCUUGAAUCGUUUCAUUACUCUUUAUGCUUGCCGACUCAAAGUCUCGCCUCAAGGACUACAAUUUCACUGUGAUCACCUUGGUACUCGACUUUGAGUGUGUCCCAUGCCUCCUUUGCUGAAGUUGCUGCUGCAAUCCUUGAGAAUAUAGUCUCAUCCAUGGCUUGUUGAAUGACGAACAUGGCCUUCACGUCUUCCUUUACAUAGCAAAGAAAGUCAAGGAGAAAUACAACCCUUGAUGCCGUUGCCUACUUGCCUCUAUACCUUCCUACUCAUAGACAUGUCUAUUUUUAACCAGAACUAGUUUUUGAUGUUGCGGCACGUUGAUCUCGUUGCAUCGAUGGCUGCUAUUCCAAUGGGGCCAUCGCCAACUCCUCCUGAUAAAACUUCAUUGAUUAAAACUGCAAAUUUUGCCCGAAUCCCUUCUAAGUUGUCUCUAAAAUCAAACGUUUCUUCACCAAAAGCACCGCUGGUUCAACAAGGUCGUAUUGAAAAUGUCCAUUUGGUUUCAUUAUCCAAACAAGGGAAAAUUCAAGAAGCUGGAGAUUUCAUUAAAGAAAUGGACAAGUCUGGUGUUUCGGUAACACUUCACUCGUAUGAAUGCUUGCUUGAAAUGUGUGCUGAUUUACGGCAUCUGCCAGUUGGAAAGUUCAUUCAUGAUCAUUUCCAGAGCUCCCUUGGCACACCACCCAUUUUCAUCCAGAAUUGUGCUCUGCGAAUGUAUUGUGAGUGUGGAAGUUUUUCAGACGCAAACAGGUUGUUUGAUGAAAUGACCGAGAGAAAUUUGGCUUCCUGGGCCAUACUCAUAUCUGCAUAUGCAAAAGCAGGACUCAUAGGAAAGGCAGUGAAGUUGUUUUCAUGUAUGAAGACUAUCGAACCAGAUUUUACCAUUUAUAUCAGCAUUUUGCAAUCUUUAGUAGACUCAUCAAGUUUAGAACUUGGUAAACAGAUGCAUUCACUUGCAAUCAAGAAUGGAUUCACUCACAUUGUUAAAGUGGAUACGACCAUAUUAAGUAUGUAUGUGAAAUGUGGAUGCUUAGAUAGUGCCGAACUAAGUUUUGAUCAGAUGGCUGAGAAGAAUGCUGUAGCAUGGACUGCUUUGAUGGUUGGUUACAUGCAAAUAGAGAAGAGAGUAGAAGUUAUAGAUUUGUUUCUUGCAAUGGUAAAAGAAGGUGUUCAGCUUGAUGAAUAUGUGUUCUCAAUUACCCUAAAGGCGUGUGCUUGCUUGGAGAACCAAGCAAUCGGCCAACAAAUUCAUGGCUACAUUUUGAAGCUCGGGAUGGCAGAUGAAGCUUCGGUUGGAACUCCACUUGUGGACUUCUAUGUGAAAUGUGGAAGUAUAGAAUCUGCUACCCGAGCAUUUAACAAGAUAUCUGAACCAAAUGAUUUUUCUUGGAGUGCUCUAAUUACAGGCUAUUCCCAAUCCGGUGAAUUUGAUGAAUGUCUGAAAGUUUUCAAGUCCUUGAAAAGUAGAGAUGCAGUGCUGAAUUCAUUCAUUUACACUAGCAUCUUCCAAGCAUGCUCUGCCGUUGCAGCUUUCGAUUUGGGUGCUCAAGCUCAUGGUGAUGCUAUAAAAAGAGGCUUGGUUUCGUAUCUAUAUGGCGAAAGUGCCAUGAUUACUAUGUAUGCACGAUGUGGUCGGUUAGAUUAUGCACGUCAAGUAUUUGAAUCCAUUCGGAAACCAGAUAACGUCACCUGGACUGCUAUAAUUGCUGGCUGUGCUUACCAUGGUAACGCAUCUGAAGCUCUACGCCUUUUUAGAAGGAUGCUCUCUUCUGACGUGAACCCAAAUGCGAUUACUUUCAUAGCGGUUUUUACUGCUUAUAACUAUUCCGGUUUGAUCAAAGAAGCCAAAGAAUGCCUUGAUUCUAUGAGUAGUCGGUAUGGUGUGCAGCCAAAUAUUAAUCACUACAACUGCAUGAUUGACAUAUAUGCCCGUGCUGGUAGACUAGAGGAAUCACUUGAGAUGAUAAAAAACAUGCCAUUUGAACCCGAUCCAAUGAGUUGGAAGUGUUUAUUAGGGGGCUGCUCAAUCCAUAAAAACUUCAAACUUGGAAAAAUUGCAUCCGAAAACCUCCUACGACUUGAUCCACACGAUACAGCUGCGUAUGUUCUUAUGUUCAACUUGCAUGCUUCAUCUAGAAAUUGGGAAGAAGCAGGUUUGGUUAGAAAGAUGAUGGCAGAGAGGAACUUAAGAAAAGAGGUAAGCUGCAGCUGGAUAAGUAUUAAGGGUAAAAUGCAUCGGUUCGUUGUGGGUGAUCAACAUCAUCCACAGGCGCAAGAAAUUUACUUAAAGUUAAAGGAGUUUGAGUACCCCAAAACUAGUAAUCAAGAAGUCUUGCUAACUGAAGAUGAUGUUUCAGAUAUUUUGCCGGAACGCAGGGAACAACUUCUUGAUCAUAGUGAGAGACUUGCAAUUGCUUAUGGUCUUAUAUCAACCAGUAAAGGUUCUCCGAUCACAAUCUUCAAGAAUCUGCGUGCUUGCAAAGAUUGCCAUGAAUUUGCAAAACAUGUAUCGAUGGUCACAGGACAAGAAAUUGUUGUUAGAGAUGCGAAUCGAUUCCAUCAUUUCAAAUCUGGGAAAUGUUCUUGUGGUGAUUAUUGGUAGUGACCUACCUGUUGGAUUGAAUUGAGAAAUAUUGCCCGAUAAUUGAAUACUUUUGCAGGAUCUGGAGAUGUCAUUCUGCAUCAAGGGUAUAUGGUUGGCUUAUAUAUACCAAGGCAUUCUUCAAGAGACAGUGAAAAUCAUUUCAUGACGAUUAUUGCUAAGUUGGCAUUAAUGAUGGAAGACUUUCUGAUGCAUAUGUUGACUGCUUUAAGAUCUGAUAGCGUUGGAUCCUCAAGUGGAAAUCUCCCAACAAUCGAUUGAAAUGAUCUUCAUUAGGAUCCAUUGGAAAGACCCAUUUUUGACUUAUCAUCCUAAUAUAUCUGCUUACAAGGCUUUGUCAACGAUGAGGACAUGAGUUUUCUAACAACUUUGAUAGGAGACAAGUUAAGACUUUUUGUCCCUAAUUGGUUUGAUAAAUUUCGAUGGUUAGAGUAUAGUGUAAAAGUAUACAAAGUCUAUUGUUUAUGACAACGACAUAUAUUGCUUUUCUUUUACCAUAUAUUCACGUUUCAAUUGUGCUUUGUUGUGAAAA